Messenger RNA from Laccaria bicolor S238N-H82, 3945 nucleotides. RefSeq lists its product as uncharacterized. NCBI's taxonomy places the organism in Eukaryota, Fungi, Basidiomycota, Agaricomycetes, Agaricales, Hydnangiaceae. The record is from RefSeq and is a predicted model, not a curated record. The transcript has 6 exons. Bases 1 to 3945 code for a protein of 1314 amino acids.
AUGCCGCUGAAAUUAUGUCAGUGCCAUACUUGCAUCAAGGUCGAAAGUAAAGAUCCGGAUACAGGCGCACCUAUCCAGGGUACUUUCGUGUCGCAAAGUACCUUUGCGAACCACCGACAACCAUCUCGACAGUCGAAGUCCCAUCAUAACAAACAUGCUGCACGAGCAUUACCCAAAGCAGAAGACUCCAUAUUCUCUGCAACAGUUCGACCAACUCAAACGAUCGCCCGCGUCCCAGAUCAUUUAGAUUUCGACGAUGGAGCAGCCCCCGAACUGUGUCCUCCGUUGACUAAGAAAGAGGAAGCGGCUUUGCAGAAAAUUCAACUUUGUUUAGAUGAAUUUUGUCGACUGCAAGAGGCAGCUAAACCGCUUCCGCCAUUGAUUUUUCCACCCACGCCCACGGAUAUUCCAGAGUCUCCACCUCAAUUACCGUUUGGACCCAACGAAAAAUAUCUUAAACAUCAGAGUUCGGUCACGCCUCUUAUGAAUCAAGUGGAUGGUAUUCGGACAGAUGAGAGCGUUGUAGUGCGCCGCGCCCGCAAACGGGCCAUUGACCAGAUGAUCGCUUACGACGAUAGUCUGACUGGUUAUGUGGCGACGUGUUGGGAGAGAGAAAGAGGUCUCCGCCUCCAAACGUCUAUGGGGUCGAACGCCUCGCAAGCCGGUGGACCACCUGAUGUCACGAUUGAAGAGAAGCAGGCAUUACAGAAGCUCGAGACAUAUUUGAGUGAAUUCAAUCGACAAAAGUCAAAAUUUAGCGAGCUUUCUCCAUUAACCUUCCCGCUUACUCCGGACGACAUACCAGACCCUCCCCCCAACCUACCAUAUUCACCAAACAAAAAAUUCAUACAACACCGCCAAUUUAUUGAUGUGUUGAUCUCUCGAGUGCGUGGCUUGGGGGUCAAUGCCACUGAUGCCGUCACCAAUCGUCAAAAAGAGGUCAUCGCCCUAGUGACUGCCUAUGAUGAUCAGCUCAGAAGCUACGUGACUGAAACUUGGAAAAGGGAAAGGGAUGAGCGCCUGCAUCAGCGCUCCAACCCAAUGGAAACCAUCGACUGCAGUCCCCAUUCUGACCACAUCAAGAACAUUUCAGGAAUGCCACACGCGAUAUUAGCUUCAAUCGUCACCGUCUUUAUCCUGACCCUCAUCUCCAACCUUCCGCGAAAUGGGUCAAACUUUCUUCUCUAUGCCAUGCGGACGGUGGCCACAACGGCGUGCACCUAUUACGUGAAACAAUGUUUCAAUGUAGACAAUCCUCCUGAUCCACUCCGCAUUCUUACGGCAGGCGAUCACUGGCCAAUCGAUAUUCGCACAGCAAUGGCAAACUUUCGUCUUGAUCCAGACCUUGUUAUAUAUGCGUCAUGCCCAAAAUGUUUCUCCUGUUAUGACAAGGUCGACGGAAAGUACCCCGAGCACUGCAAAUUUAUGAGCACGCCUAGCUGCCCUCCUUGUGGGACCAAGCUCACCAUUCGUAAACAAACACUAAAGAAUGGUCAGCCUGCAAAAGUUGAUUUCGUCCCCAUCCAACCAUACGCAUACCAACCCAUCACAUCUUAUCUUUCUCGUCUAUUAUCCCGGCCGGGCCUUUUGGAGCUGAUGAAGAAGACAGCAGUACCCUGGAAUGCAGGCAAACCGCGAUGGUGGGAUUUCUUUGGGGCUCGCGCAUUUCGACAAUUCCUAGGGCCUGACGGUGAAAAACCUUUUCUGAUGUGUCCUGAUGGGGAAACCCGCCUUAUAUUUAGUCUCUUUGUUGACUGGUUCAAUCCCUAUGGUAACAAGAUCGCCGGGAAGAAAGCCUCCAUUGGUGGCAUCUACAUGGUCUGCCUCAACCUUCCUCCCCACCUUCGAUUUCGCGUUGAGAACGUUUAUCUCGUUGGAAUAAUUCCAGGAGAACCUCACCUUGACCAUGUUAAUCACCUUCUCCGCCCACUCAUCUCAGACCUGCUUCCAUUGUGGCACACUGGGGUUAAGUUCUUGAACGUAAUAAACGCUGCAACAAACCUUUUUGUUCGCUGUGCCAUAGUUCCGCUCGUAGCGGACUUGCCUGCUUCUAGGAAGGCCUCGGGGUUUGCCGGUCACAGUGCUCAUUUCUUCUGCAGCUUCUGCCGGCUACGCAAAUCAGACAUAACGAAUCUCGACGUCGGAUCAUGGUUACGUAGGAGCCGAGCCGAACACUAUGCUGCUGCUUUGCGUUUCCGAGAUGCACGCAAUAUUCGAGAACGUGACGAUGCGUUUGACACCGAUUAUACUCGAUGGAGCGAAUUGUUGAGGCUUCCAUACUGGGAUCCCACUAAGUUCACAGUCAUCGAUCCCAUGCAUAAUCUCUUCCUCAACCUAGCAAGCUAUCACAUAAGGUCAUUUUGGAAGACGUGCUCUACCUACGUACAAGGGCGAAGAAACCAAGAACCCCAUUCCCCAGCUGAACAAGCUCAAGAAAUCGAUAAAGCCCACCGGUGGAUUAAAGCAGGGAACACAAAUGCUUUGAGCAGAAUGAGAAGGACAUACGUUGAAUAUGUCUCUCAUGCCAAUCAAACUGAGAUAUCAGCGAAUUCUAAAAAAAACCUACAACUUGCGACCGAGGUUGUGAAUUGGUGGAAGGCUCGGCCAGCUGGCAGUGAGCUGAUCAAGCCUCCACCGCUAACCGUUCCAGCUGUGAAUAUUUUACAGGCUCUGAAUCCAGACAGCAUAAUUGGCGAGGCGGAGUUGAAUGAAAUCUGGGGAGAUAUGGAGAAAACAACAACUCCGAACUGGUUUAACCGCGCCCCAAAGAAUUUCGGCACCGUCAAACAUGGAAAGAUGUCUGCCGAUCAUUGGCGCAGCGUCUGUACUGUCAAUCUCGUUAUUACCCUCAUACGAUUAUGGGGCCAACCUGGAGCAUCCCAACGCCACAAAAAGCUUUUAGAGAAUUUCAUGGCACUCGUAUCUGUGUUUCGCUGGGCCCCAACACGCUCUACAUCAGAACGCCAAAUACAAGUAGUUGAGCGCCAGCUCCAGAAGUAUUAUAAAUCCCUCAUGGCCCUUUCCGGAAAGGAGCACAUGACGCCCUCUCACCAUCUGUCUCUCCAUCUCCCUGAAUGUCUUAGGGAGUUUGGUCCUGUACACGGUUGGUGGGGCUUUGCAUUCGAGAGAUACAAUGGCAUCAUCCAGCGCCAAAACUCCAAUAAUAAACUGAAUGAGCUGGUGCUUACCUUUACUCGAACCUUCUGCAGAGCAGCCAAUUUGAAAGCUCUCCUCGCUCAACCUGGUUUAUCCCCCAUUUUAGAUGAGAUUAAACCGGGAUUCGAGCAACAAUAUCCCAACGAAUUGAGAGGCUCAACCUUGAACGAUGUUCUUUCUUACGAAGGUUAUUUUGACACAAAUGAGGACCUCGAGUGGGAUCCCGCGAACAAGGAGGUGGAUUUGUCCCUGGAGGUUUUGAACGCGCUCAAAGUCAAAUUAAAUCAAGCCAACACAAAUGUCACCUUUGUGACUGAUCGUUCGCAAACGGGGAGUCUUCUCGAACCAACAGCUCAACGACUCAGGUAUCUGAAGGCGAGGGGAGUCACAUUUUCUCCUGCCAAACAGUCUGAAGGCAAUUCUUCCAUCCUCUUUCGCCCAGUGGGAGGCGAUGCCAUCGUUGCGGGACAGAUACAAGACAUUUUCUUGCAUGCGACGAAGUCUGGUGUGGAUGAAAUAGUUAAGCUUGAAUCUUUCCUUGUUGUCAAGAAGUUUAGGCCGUUGUCAGCCGAGGACGAGCGGAUAGACCCAUAUAGGGCAUUUCCGCUUCUUGACGUGCGGCUUUAUCACGAUAUUCUCCUUCCAGAAGUAUUCGUCAUCACAUCGUCGGAUAUCGUUUCUCAUUUUGCAAGCUGCCCAUUCCAGUUCUUAGGCCAGGGCCAUCAAUAUCGAAUUGUAUUAUCUCUUGACCGUGUAAGUCUAUUGGAAGGCUUUUUAAAUAGAUACUAA